This is a messenger RNA of Penaeus chinensis, 4212 nucleotides long. RefSeq names its product UDP-glucose 6-dehydrogenase-like (gene sgl). The record is from RefSeq and is a predicted model, not a curated record. Gene Ontology annotation, biological process: glycosaminoglycan biosynthetic process; polysaccharide biosynthetic process. The transcript is spliced from 9 exons. Lineage: Eukaryota; Metazoa; Arthropoda; Malacostraca; Decapoda; Penaeidae. Gene Ontology annotation, cellular component: cytosol; nucleus. The coding region runs from base 1 to 1254 and encodes 417 amino acids. Gene Ontology annotation, molecular function: NAD binding; UDP-glucose 6-dehydrogenase activity.
AUGUACGAGGGUGUGGGGCCGUGGCAGAGGCAAAUUUAUUAUUUUAAAAAGUUAUUGAUUAAGUUUGCAUUUCAUUGGAGAACCUUUUGUUUACAGGGUCGUGCAGCUGAUCUGAAAUUUGUGGAGGCAUGUGCAAGAAAAAUUGCCGAAGUCGCAGAGGGACACAAGAUUGUCGUGGAAAAGUCAACAGUACCCGUUCGCGCUGCGGAAUCCAUCUCUCAUAUUCUCAGCGCCAACACAAGGCCAGACGUUUCAUUCCAGGUAUUAUCCAACCCAGAAUUUUUAGCAGAGGGGACAGCUGUUACAAACCUUCUGAACCCUGACCGCGUGCUCAUUGGCGGAGAGGAAUCCGCAGGAGGAGAUGAAGCUGUUGCGGAACUGAUGUGGAUAUACACACACUGGGUUCCGAAGGAGAAAAUUGUCACCACCAGCACCUGGUCAUCAGAACUUUCAAAACUGGCAUCAAAUGCAUUCCUGGCUCAGCGUGUAUCCAGCAUCAAUGCCAUCUCGGCUGUAUGUGAAGCAACAGGUGCUGAUGUAUCCCAGGUAGCUGCUGCUGUUGGUCUGGAUUCUCGAAUUGGACCCAACUUUCUUCAGGCAUCUGUUGGAUUUGGAGGUAGCUGUUUCCAGAAGGAUUUGCUGAAUCUUGUGUAUAUUGCUGAGUGCCUUAACCUACCAGAAGUGGCCAUGUACUGGCAGCAGGUCACAGAUAUGAAUGAAUAUCAAAGAACGAGAUUUGCCAAGAGAAUUGUAGAAUGCCUAUUUAAUACAGUGACAGAUAAAACACUGGCUGUGUUUGGGUUUGCCUUCAAGAAAAACACGGGUGAUACGAGAGAGAGUCCGGCCAUCUAUGUCUGCUCUCACCUGCUAGAAGAAGGGGCCAGACUUAACAUUUAUGAUCCUAAGGUUGAUCCAAAACAAAUUGAACAUGACUUAACAAGCUCAACUGUAACAGAUGACCCAGAACGUAUACAGAAGCUCUUCAGUACCUACUCUGACCCAUAUGAAGCUGCUAAAGAUGCCCAUGCUAUUGUUGUUCUUACUGAUUGGGAUGAAUUUAAGAAUUUUGACUACAAGAAGAUGCUAAACUCAAUGAAGCGACCGGCAUUCAUCUUUGAUGGACGUAAAAUGUUGGAUCACUCUGCCUUGAUCAAACUGGGCUUCCACACAGAAACAGUCGGAAAGAGAUUUGCCCGCAAUGCUCUUCUGAGAGCUUCUGGUGAACAUUUUCCAGCAUUCUCAUGGACACCAUAACUCAAGAACGGUCUUCCAGCAGACAUUGGGGGUCCAAGGAUAGUGAAGAAGGCAAAGUCCUAGAAUAUCUGUACUGGUUAUCAAAUGUAUUCGGGUGCUUUGAAAAUAAGCUCACUGUUGUUUGGUUAAUGUCUUGAAUAAUUUAUUAGGUUGGGUUCCUUUUAUGACUUUGGUCUUUAUAGAUCAUAGAGAAGAAACUUUAUUGUUAUUGAGGUGCAAAGUUGGUUUUAUGUCAUUUGAUAUUCUCAUUUGGCAUUAUUCAACCUUCUUUCUCAUAGUGUGAUUCAACAAAAUUUAUUAGUGAAUAUCCUAUAUAGAGGAGUUUAUUUUUUUAGUUUAAUUUAAUGCAAGAAGAAAAAUGAAAGAAUAAAGCUCAAAGGGUUACAUCAGAGGAUGCAUAUUUGCAUUUAAUUUAAUGCUGCUGUCUCCAUUUUUUGGAAGUCAGAAGAUUAAAUAGCCUUGAUUAUGUCUCUCUUCACAAUAAGUAGCUUCUGUUGUACAUUUUAAGUCCUGACACCGGUAAUAUACAGACCCCUAUGUAAUCUAGAAUCUUGUGGGAAGUGAGGAAUAUUAGAUACUGACAAUUGUGCCAGAAUUGUUUAAUAAACAUUGCUUUGAAGAUAAGGAAAUGUUGUUGGCAAAAAAUGAAGGGGGAAAAUGCAGGGGAACUUUUAUCAACUAACUUCAAAGUGCAAUUUCAUAUUCAAUAUGGAAAAACUUAUCGCAAUAUAAAUGAGUAUGGUUUUGUAAUGAUAUGUCUGUAGCAUAUGGUUAAAUGUUCACAUAGCUUCUGUAUGGCUUAAAUGACUUUGGGAUAGUAUUUUAUAAAUGUUGUUAGUGACCUAUUAUCCUCUUGAAGAAUGGAAUGGAAACCUUCAAAUAAUGUUUUUUAGCUUGGUUAUGAUAACCAUACUUGUUACAGUAACCAAGAUGUAGCAUGAAAUUUUCAGUUGUAACUGAAAAAUUGGUGUUGAGAUGUUAUAUUAUUCAGAAUAUAGCCUUAUAUUAUCCUUACAUAUGUUUCCCAGCUGUCCAGUCUUGUAAGUCACAGCAAUCUCAAGUUUUAUAUAAUGAUAGUAUACAAUUAUUUGAAUGACUGCAUGAAUAAUCCUUUAGAUCUUCUGUAAUUUUACAUCAUUAUGACAACUAUUCCUUAUAUAUAAUGAUAUGAAGGGAAUGUGAACAUGUCUCUUAAAGAUCCAAAUGUUUACCCUUUUCUCAUAUUUGGUUCGUUGCUGUUUUUGAUAAUGUUUUUCUCAGAAUUUUUAUAAAGUUGAAGUUUGGAACAUUAGACAUGAGAAUGUUGGCUGAGAUAGAAUACCCAGUCAGGUGGAAGAGCUGCUUUGUUCACAGAAUAUUUCUCUGUAAGAAGCUUUUAUGGAAGUGUGGACUGCCAUAUUUUUUUAAGCUAAAGUAUUAACUGUGAGAACUUUUUGUUUCAAUAUCUAUUUUCUUUAUUUUUAGAUUUUGUAACUGCUGUUAUCUUUAGUCAUUCUGAUUUUAGGAAAUUUCUGGCCUGAUUUUUAUUAAGUUAACUUUAUUUAUCAUCAUCCUUUAAAAUUAAAAGCCAGAGAUGUACCAGGUUGUGGUACUGCUCAUUAAACAUUGACAAUAUCCUGUGAUGGCAGUUUUGUAAUGCAUUUAUAUACUGAUUAACUGAGUAGACGGUAUUGGUUUGUCGAAUUACCGGUAACUACCAUAGACAUUCCCUAACUCAUGUAUUUCACACAUACUGUUGAUCUUAUGUGUGGAUGGGUCUGAUUUUACAUUGUAUUUUUCUGUUCCGGCAUGUAGGUUCAUAUUAUCAGUGUUAUUAGACAUACCAUAGGAGUGAUUGUAACUGAUUUCAUGGCAGUAUUAUGAUUAAAAGAUUUUUAAAAGUAUUAUAUAAUUUUGGGGUAGUUUAGUGAACAGGGAGAUUUAGUAUGAAGUGGGGGUAGCACAAUGUUGGUUAUGGUUAUUUUUCUUUAUUAAUGUUUAACCAGAAUUUUUGUUAGACAGUUAGAAUUAUGGAGUGAAAUGGUGCCAAGAUGAUUUUUCUUCUUGUAGUUUCUUUGUUAAAAAUGACUUAUAUAUAUUUAGAUUUACUUAUUUAUAUACAUGAUGGUUAUGAGAGAUAUAAUCCUGCAGCUGAUAUGCUGGAAAGGAAUACUUUAUACAUAGUUACACUAAUAAUCAAUAUUUAAUAAGUGCCAGCAUAGUCCUCUAAAGAAUAAUAACUAAUUAAAAGCCAGUGACUCAUAAACCCUUUAAUUCCCAGUUCGAGUGAUGGGCCAUCUUGCUACAGCUCACUUAAAUACCUGUUAACUGCAUCAAAACAGAAGUCAAGAUAUUACUUAUUAUUGUUAAAUGAGUUUCCAUCUGAUGCACCAGCUAGUCUAAAGCAGAAAUCCUGACUGGCAUUAUUACUUAAGGAGUGUUAUGAAGUGUUAUAUGUUCGAGGAAAAAUUAUUUUUAUUAUUCAUUUUAGUUGAAAGAGGUUACAUGAGGCACUGUUGCUCUGCUGGAAGUUUUAGUGAGCGGUACUUGUUUCUGUGUGCGUUUGAGUAUUUCUGUGCGUGCGUGACGAGAUGACGAACCUAGUCCCUGACCUAAAAACAACCUGGUGAGUACCUGGCAAAUACUAAAAGGAAUUUCUUAAUUGGGAGACUUGAUGUGUUAUGAAAUGAGGUAAUUGAUUUUGCUAUCAGAAUUCUAUUAUUCAUGUAAAAAUCAUGUUUGAAAUAUAACAAUAUGCAGAUAAUACAGAAUUUUUUUUUUUUUUUACUUUACUUUCUUAUAAUGUUCCUAGUAAACAUAUCAGUAUUUAUCAUGUAAUAUUUUUGCUUUAUUAUGACAGUCUUAAUUGUGGUAUUAGUAUUUGGACACCUUUUUUUCAUUAUCACUUUUUACAAGAAUAAUAAUGCACAGACCCAUUAUACAUUUGAUAAUAAAGGUGAUUAAACAAAACAGCCUCUA